AUGCCGAAUCCAACGGCCUCGACAGCCUCGCGAAUGCGGAUCCGUCACACCGUCAUCCAAAGACCUGGCCGCGCCCAUGCGGCGCCGGAGCAGAGGAAGCCGAUGAGCAUGAAGGAGGUCCAGGAGCGAAUGGGUCAAAAGUCGCCCUACUCCUGGUCUGAGCCCAACUCCGUCGUGACCUGGAACACAAGUGGAACCGCCUCGACCAAGCGCUACCAGGUGAAAACGUCGCCGCCUCCAGGCCCCCCUCCCAUGCAGCCGCCAAUGCUGCGGCCGCCACCUACCACUGCGCUGAGCCCUGAAAGAAGGUCUUCGCUGCUGCGGCGUGAGGAGAAGCCUGCGAGUGGUCAAGGUUUCAUCGCCUGGCUGUGGCAGUUCACCUUCGGUCGCCGCGGUGAUGCCGAAGCAGAAGCUCCUCCUAGCCCUCCGCCGGCCCGAAGCGCCGGAGAGUUUCGUCCACGGCCUUCUAGCGCGGGAGCUCUCCGCGAAGCUCCGCCGCCCCAGAGGCACGAGAAGCAGAUGUGGCAAAUCGAGCAG
Messenger RNA from Symbiodinium sp. CCMP2456, 537 nucleotides. The record is from the annotation of a GenBank genome assembly. NCBI's taxonomy places the organism in Eukaryota, Dinophyceae, Suessiales, Symbiodiniaceae.